CUCAAGUCUCCAUUCGCAAUCGCCCUCUCGAUAAGCUGGAGCGAUUGUUGAGAAGGACAGAAGAAAAGGAGGAGCGCAUCUCACACGCUGCCAUGACAUGAUUGACACCCCGCGACACCUAUCCCGCCCAUCCUGACCGGAACCAUACUGAGGGGUUGUUGCGUCUCGCAACCAACCAUCCACCACCGCCAUCACCAUGUAUCAUCUCGCCAAGUCGCUGUAUAUGUACGCUACGAGUAAAGAAGAGUACUCCGUCCUGCUUCUCGGGCUCGACAACGCGGGCAAGACCACCCUCCUCUCGCAGAUCAAAGCGCUCUACCAACCUCCCCGCUCCGAUGGCAGCUUACCGGCCUCGCUCCUUCCCGGCAGUAUCGGCAAGACCGUGCCGACCGUCGGGCAGAACGUCGCCACCAUCUCGCUGCCGGACAUGUACCUCAAGAUCUGGGACGUCGGCGGGCAGAUCUCCAUGCGCAACCUCUGGCAGAGCUACUACACCAGCUGUCAUGCGAUCAUCUUUGUCGUCGACAGCACCGACGUCGGCCAGGACUCGGACAUCACGCGGCUGCCGCAGCGCCGACGGUCGAGCGCCACCGCCGCCGCCGACAACGACAAGGCCGCCGCGGGGGAUGUCGACGAUGGCGACGCCAGUGACAACGACCUCGGGUCGCCGACGGUGGCCUUCACGGCCGAGAACGUCGGGAUCAACGCCCCUGGCAGCGACUUCGGCCGGCUGGACGAGUGUCGCCAGGUGCUGGAGUCGGUGCUGAAGCACGCGGAUGUGGCCGGCGUGCCGAUCCUGGUGCUGGCCAACAAGCAGGAUCGCGAGGAUUCCGUCGAGGUCGUUCGCAUCAAGGAGGGGUUCGUACGCAAGGUGUUCGAGGGCGAGUCCGGCGCGGGCGUGCGUGAUAGUCGCGUGCUGCCCGUGAGUGCCUUGAUGGGCUCCGGCGUGCAGGAGGCUGUCGAGUGGGUGCAGAGUCGGGUGAAAUGGAACAAGGAGGGUCGGCCGCCGGUGAUGCGGUGAUUGUCGUCGCUCGUCUGUUGACGAUGACUGCUUACGAAGUCAGCUAGCUCGCUGCAUUAAUCCUCACUUACGCUGGAGCUCAGUGUCUCUACCUCUGUUUUUGUGUUUCUAGGCUGGCGUACGGGGCAUUCUGUUUAUGGAAGAUACCUGAUCGAAACCAUCGCACUUUUCUCCUUCUUUUCUUUUCUGAGUCUGUCGGUCUGUCCUGUCUGUUGGCGAUCUCGAGCUUCUAUGUGCACAUAGCUAGCUCCCUUGCAAGAAUAAUAGAGAUAGAUCGAUGGGUGUUGUACGGCCUCGAAUCAUCAGGCAUCCACCCCUCCCUCUAUGUACUAUGAUCUAAUCGGCAUCUCGAAAUCUCAAUCAGAGCAUUCCAAUCG
Molecule: messenger RNA, 1398 nt
Organism: Aspergillus homomorphus CBS 101889
Lineage: Eukaryota; Fungi; Ascomycota; Eurotiomycetes; Eurotiales; Aspergillaceae
Product: ADP-ribosylation factor family protein
Exons: 2
Coding region: 197-1021 (274 amino acids)
Biological process (GO): intracellular protein transport; Golgi to plasma membrane protein transport; protein localization to organelle
Cellular component (GO): Golgi apparatus
Molecular function (GO): GTP binding; GTPase activity
Source: RefSeq, a predicted model, not a curated record